UCAUUAGGAUGCUCGACAACGCUUCCCGCGGUCCGUAGUCGGUCAUGCAGGAACAAGCAAUUAACGCCCGGCAAGGCACGGCCCGCUAAUAUGAGCUCGCCACAAAGGCGUCCAGCGAUGGGGCUGAUAUCUCUUUGCGGCACGGUAGUCUCGGCAUUCUCAACUACUACCUCCCUACAAAUUCCUGCAGUGCUUUGCCUUGCACUUCAUUUGGGGCCUUACAUCACGACCAUUUGUCUCUAUUGAACAAUCACAGCGCCGUUUCUCUUACACACGUGCUCUGAUCCCUGUCAACAACAGGCAACAUGCGUCUCUCCCCUUGGCUGCGUCCAGCCCUCGCGGCUCUUACGCUGGUUGCCGCUGCGGCAGCCAACGGAGCAGAGGGUGUCGUGCAAGUGGACUUAGCUUUCCCUCGCAACGAGACGUAUGCACCUGCGGAACGGUUGCCUUUCAUCUUCGCCUACCAAAAUGCGCAAUCGGCAACAUACCUCAAUAGCCAAAUUCACCUGGAUAUUUGGCCUCUCAAUGACAGCGAUCGGGUCACCUCACCCAGGUAUCGCAGUCACGUAUUCGAUGUGGGACAAUUCAAUCAUUCCGGUGAAGGGCCUCUCUUCGAAUAUUACGGCCUCAAGUUUGAUACCGAGGGAGUCUGGUUGAUGCUAUGGGAUCUGCGAUGGAGCAACUGUUCGGAGAACCCUUCAAGGCUGAACGAGAACCCCAUUUUUGCCGAUGGCACCAUGACACGACAGAUUGUCUUCACAACCAAAAACUCUGCGCCGAGUCUUGACCUGAUCGAGGCUACAAAAAACGCACAAUGCUCGAAUAGCUCAGGCGUUGCUCUGAACAUCACAGAGAAUAUCGAUGUUCCUGCCAGCACGACAUAUCCUGGGGGGGCCAAAUGCCCAGUUUUGGCGGCCACCAAUCCCGCCCCAAGCCUCUGUCUGCCCGCGAUUGAUUCUGCCACUGCCUCUAAAGUAUCUGCCUCCUUGACUAGCCAGGAGUGUCGAGCCACCUCUCCAGUAGUGGGUUGCGAUCCUGACGAUGAGAAGGGAACUGGGGCAAAUUUGGCGGUGGGUCUUGUUGCCACCUUGACAGUCACGGCAGGCGCCAUCGGUUUCUUGUUAUUCUAGAUGGUGUUCAGGCAAACAACGACGGCACAAUCAUCUAGUCUCACUUGCACAUGUACCCUGUAUAGUCACUUCAGUAGAACAAAUUUCAUCUCCGGUACCAACGUUAGUGUGUCAUUCGGUGCCGGGCGAGACCAACGAUCUAAGCUUGAGGCAGAUUGAAUGUACGGCUUAACUUCCUGUCAGUGCUUGGACGAAUCCUAUACAUAAAAGGGUUGCCUAGCUAUGCAUCUUA
Messenger RNA from Boeremia exigua, 1362 nucleotides. RefSeq lists its product as uncharacterized. Lineage: Eukaryota; Fungi; Ascomycota; Dothideomycetes; Pleosporales; Didymellaceae. The transcript has a single exon. The record is from RefSeq and is a predicted model, not a curated record. The coding region runs from base 306 to 1130 and encodes 274 amino acids.